Fopius arisanus is the source of this 3605-nucleotide messenger RNA. RefSeq names its product Argonaute 3 (gene AGO3). The record is from RefSeq and is a predicted model, not a curated record. Gene Ontology annotation, molecular function: piRNA binding; RNA endonuclease activity; protein binding. Gene Ontology annotation, biological process: regulatory ncRNA-mediated gene silencing. The transcript is spliced from 3 exons. Gene Ontology annotation, cellular component: P granule. Bases 176 to 3397 code for a protein of 1073 amino acids. Lineage: Eukaryota; Metazoa; Arthropoda; Insecta; Hymenoptera; Braconidae.
UUCCUGUCGUCGCCGAAGACGUGCGUUCCAAAAUUUCCUCAGAGCCAAAAUUUCAAGAUUUCUGCGGAUUUUAUCACGAAAUUCCUAGAAAAACUAUCCACCGCGUGAUUUUGAUCAGGUGAUUGAUUCAGUAGUUAUUACUGAGCAAUAAAAGUUCAGUAAAAAUCCGGGAAAAAUGGAUCGAGGUGGAGGACGCGGCGGUCGUGGAGGAGGUCGAGGUGCCCUGAUAGAGGCCCUGAGGAAGAAGGCGAUGGCACAAGGUUCAGGGGAUUCAUCAGAGCCACUGUCUCCCCCAACUGUUGAGGCUGCAGUUCCAGUGUCAUCUCCAGUGGUGACAACACCUUCUCCAGAAGUUUAUCCCCCAAAUCCCUAUCCCCGACCCUCGCUUCCAACGAGAUCAAUUCCCCCAGUGUCCCAUCCACCAAUUUCAUGUCCUCGACCCUCUCUUCCAACGAGAUCGAUCCCUCAGGUUACUCAUCCCGCAGUAAAUCAGCCUCCACAGGUACCAAUAAGAUCAGUUCCUCCAGCUGCACAGAUUCCACAGCUUCCCACCCGGUCAAUUCCUCCAGUUGCACAGAUUCCACAGCUUCCCACCAGAUCAAUUCCUCCAGUUGCACAGAUUUCACAGCUUCCCACCAGGUCGAUUCCUCCAGUUGCACAGAUUCCACAGCUUCCCACCAGAUCAAUUCCUCCAGCUGCACAGAUUCCACAGCUUCCCACGAGGUCACCACUUAAAUCAGUAAUGACUGCGGGCCAUCCAUUUGCUCCAGGUGAGGCUCAGGCUCCCGUCAAGCCUCGUGGAAGGGUUAAUCUCUUGGAGUCAACUCUGAAACAGACUCCUGUACCACUUGCAGUUCAUGGGGAUAUACUUUCCGAUGUUCCAGCCCCAUUACCAGCACCACGAGUGGGUGCAGGUCGUGCCUCCCUAAUCAACAAGUUAACAACCCCCCAAACACCCCCAUCAAUCGCUUCAACAAAUCCACCGAAGGCAGAGCUCCUAAGGGCAGAACCCCCAAAAGUAUCUGGUGACAACCUGGGAGUCACUGGAAGUCUCGCAGGUCUGGCGAUUGGCGAUCACUCAGCAGGCUCUGGUAGUGAUCACAGUGCAACAAUCUCCAGGAUGGGUACCAGUGGAGAAAGCGUUGAUAUAAUGGCCAACUACCUCGGGCUCAAAAUAGAACCGAAGAAAGGUAUAUUCAGAUAUGAGACUCGUUUCGAGCCAGAGACUGACUCACCACGACUGAGAAAUGCUCUCCUAAAUCAACACCUCGAGUUCCUGGGAAAAUGCAAGACCUUCGAUGGAAUUCUGCUGUACAUCUCCAACCGAUUGCCCGACGACGUGACGACAUUACAAUCACUUCGUCACGACAACGUUACCGUUACCAUAACCCUGACCUUCCAGAAGCAGCAGAAGCCCUCAGAAUCCGUUCAAUUCUUCAAUAUCCUUCUUGGAAAAGUGAUGAAGUGCCUCAGCAUGGUUCGUAUCAAUCGUAACAAUUUUAAUCCACGCUGUGCGCACAAAGUCGAGCAGCAUAAGAUGGAGCUCUGGCCAGGAUAUAUCACAGCCAUCGAGGAGGUCGAGGGUGGAUUAAAAUUGAACAUCGAUGCCUCCCACAGGGUCAUGAGAACUGACACUGUUCGUGAUUAUAUGGGGGGACUUCUCAGACAGACACGUGACAAGGGAAAUUUCAGGGAUGCUGUUACAGCUGAACUCCUGGGGAUGACUGUCCUAACGAGGUACAAUAACCAGACCUAUAGAAUCGAUGACAUCCACUGGGACAAAUGCCCAGAGUUUACAUUCAACUGCAAGGGCGAGGAGAUAUCACUGGCAAGGUACUACAAGACUCACUGGAAUAUGGAAAUUCAGGAUAUGAAGCAGCCCCUGAUUUACCACAAAGCCAAAAAGAAGCUGCCCCAGGGGGGAACUCAGGAAGAGGACGUGCUGCUGAUUCCUGAAUUGUGUUACCUCACUGGCCUCACUGAUAAAAUCCGUAGCAACUUCAGAAUCAUGAAGGAUUUGGCAGCAAUAACUCAGGUGGUGCCUGAACAACGCCGUCAGGUAAUCAGAAAAUUUAUUCAGGAUGUGAAGAACACACCACUUGCUGUUGAAAUGCUGAAAUACUGGGGACUCGAGAUCGAGGAUGAUCUAACUAGGCUCAAGGGGAGAAUUCUCCCUCCUGAGGUCAUUCACUUUGGCAAUGGUACGACCUGCAAAGUUAAUGAGAAAGCUGACUGGGGUAGGGGCGUUACAAACAAUCCUCUUCUGAGAACUGAUGGCCUCAAGAAUUGGUUUCUCUGCUUCAUUGAGAAAGACCAGAGAAUAGCUGAGGAGUUUGUGAAGAUGUUGAAGCGAGUCGGUGGUACCAUGAAGAUGGAAAUUGGAAAUCCACAGAAAGUGGCAUUGAGAAAUGAUAGCACUCAGAACUAUGUACAGGAGAUCAGAAAGGCUAUCAAUCCUGAACUGGACAUGGUGGUGGCUAUUGUGCCAACUGUGAGACUUGACAGGUACUCGGCAAUAAAGAAAGUUUGCUGCGUCGAGUGCCCGAUAAGAUCGCAAGUUGUCGUCACGAAGACGAUAUCUGAUGAGAGAAAGAUCAAAGCUGUUGCUGAGAAAAUAGCAAUUCAAAUGAAUUGCAAGAUGGGAGGAGCACCAUGGGCUCUUGUCAUGCCCUUUGAGAAUGUCAUGGUCGUGGGAAUUGAUGUUUAUCAUGCACCAGCUGGACAGCCCAAGACUGGAAGUGUCACUGGAUUUGUGGCUAGUCUUGACAAGACCAUGACAUCGUGGCACUCGAGUAUUGGCAUGCAGGGACCUAAGCAGGAGAUCAUCGAUGUUCUCAAGACUUGCGCCAUGGGUUCACUCAAUGCUUACAAGAGGAAGCGAGGUACUUUUCCUGAUAGGAUUGUUGUUUACAGGGAUGGCGUUGGAGAUGGACAGCUGGGAUUUGUUGCUGAGUAUGAGAUUGGACAGCUCAAGGAUGCUUUUAAGCAAAUUGAUGAGAGUUACUCACCAAAACUCACGGUUAUUGUGGUCCAGAAAAGGAUUAAUACCAGGGUGAUGACUCUUAGGGGCAGAACUCUACAGAAUCCUGUACCUGGAACCAUUGUAGAUUCUGUUGUUACCAGAAAAUGCUGGUAUGAUUUCUUUCUUGUGCCUCAAACUGCCAUGCAGGGCACUGUCACACCAACCCACUAUGUUGUUCUGCUCGAUGAGGCCAGUUUUAAGACUGAUCAUAUUCAGAGAUUGUCUUAUAAGUUGUGUCAUCUUUACUAUAACUGGCCUGGAACUAUUAGAGUACCUGCACCCUGUCAGUAUGCACAUAAACUCGCUUAUCUCAUUGGUCAGAAUGUCCAGGCACGACCCAGUGAUUACCUGUCUGAAUGUCUCUAUUAUCUGUGAAGAAUUUGGGAGAUUGUUAUGAGUAUUUGAAGGUGCAGAGGGAAAAGUUUAUGCAAGAGUAAUGUGACUAAAUCGGUUAAUCGUUUUAAUUAACGAUUAAUGUCGGUAACUUCUGAUUCAUCAGGGAAAAUGGUAGAGGAUUUUUUUGCGAAUUAUUCUAUUUUCCACAAAAAAAAUCUCUUGACGUGUAUUUUGCAGAAUUGGAAAU